UUGGUGUCACUUUUUCGAAAAUUCUGGUUUUUUCUCAAUGACAGACUUGUUGACAGAGAUGACACCGAUUGGAAAGAUGAAGUCCAACAAAAGUUCUUAGAAUGCAAAGAAGACACAUGCGCUGUUCUUGAAGAUGAAAUAGAAAACAGAAUAGAAGAGCUAUUAAAGGACAAAGAACUUUUACAAAAAUAUGGUUCUGAGAAGUUUGACAUAACUCCACCAGAAAAGAAGAAGAAAGAAAAGAAAGAAAAGAAAGUAGAAGAAGAGAAGAAAGAACCUGAACCAGUUCCAGAGAAAAAGAAAUUUGACAUGUAA
This is a messenger RNA of Trichomonas vaginalis G3, 315 nucleotides long. RefSeq lists its product as uncharacterized. The record is from RefSeq and is a predicted model, not a curated record. The transcript has a single exon. Lineage: Eukaryota; Parabasalia; Trichomonadida; Trichomonadidae.